GUUUAUGACUGCACGAUCAAACGCUUGCGCACCUUUGUACCGCGCGCGCGCACAUAUUGCGCAUGCGCAGAACCGAUCGUGCCGGCAGCACGGGACACAAGCAACAGCUACUCUGAGUCUGUGCGCACGUGCCUCAGCGGUGAGAGGAGAAAAGAAAAAAAAAGAUGAAGUUUGCGCUAGUGAGCUGGUCAAAGGGGAAGGAUAAAGAUGCUCUCAGUAUAGUCCCCGUAAAUUGGAUCGUAGACUUCGAUCCUGAAAACUCUAAAAAGGAGUAUCUUAUCGAGUGCCGCUGCAUCGGUGGCAAGAGGCCUACUAAUGGGUGGACGGUUGAAACAGCACACAUUUUGCAGCUGGCAGAAAAUGAGUCUACACUUAAGACUGCUGAGCAGAAACUCUUGCAAGAGGACCUACCAAAAAGCAAGAAGAGAAAGAGGGUACCCAACAAACUUUACCUUGACACACAGGAGGUAGAACAAGUUGCAAAAAAGAAAAACUACAGACUCAUAGCUGCAAGACAGUCUGAAUUAGAGGUUCUUCGCCAAGAAGAACCUAACCUCAGCCCAGUGGGGACUUCUUUAGAGGCACUUGAGGAGGAGAUCAGGGCCCUCAGGGAAGAGAAUAAAAGACUGCAGGACCAGCAGAGUGUAGGAUCGUCUGCAGCCAGUAAAGAUCUUGAGACCCAAGUCAAGGCUUUACAUAAGGAGAACACCAGGCUGUGCAAAAUGGCAGUCAAAGAAAUUCCAUCACUCUUAGCAGCUGUGAGGACCCUCAUUUCGGACAAGAUCACAGAGAGCUCAAGCAAUGGAGAUGAAACCGAAUAUGAGGCCAGUGUUGCUCUACCAUCACCUCCUCAACCCACACCUCCCAAACCAACAUCAGUGCCACUAGGGAAUGAUGACUCCACCAGAGUGUCUGCCCAUUGUUGGGAGACUGCAAAAGCACAACCUACAGCGAAAGCAAUGGCCCGCACCCUCCUGUUGGGCCUGUUCAGCAUUGAUGUCCUACUGAAGUCCAACCUGACGGGAGGGGUCAACAAGGUCGAUCCAUCUGCAGAGAGACGCCAGCCUCUGGACCCCAAGAAGCUUACAGCUUUACUCAAUGCAGUUGUUCAGCAACACCCAGGGGCGAAGAUUCCAGACAUACGAACGGCCAUAAACAAAAAGAUCUGUGAGUUAAGACACCAGGAGAAGAAAAAGUCCAUGGACAACUGAAGGACUAUCAGAGUGGGUCUUGAUACAGUAUGUUACUAUGCGGGAUCCAUAACACUGAACUAAAGGAUUGUCAUGUUUUUUCCACUGAGGGAUUGUUCUGUUUUUGUUGCACUGAAGACUGAUUUAUUUUAUUACAAUGAAGAACAGUUGUCCUUUAGGAAAUGUUUUAAUAAUUCUUUUAAGUAUUUUUGUUCAUUUAUAGUUGUUGUUGUUGCCAUCUAUUGGAUCACAUGAUAUUUUUAUGUGAUCCAAUAGAUGGCAACAUGUUUAAAAAAAGAAAAAAAAAGAUUUUAUUGCCUUGGUGACAUGCCUUUCAUUCUGUUUGUUCUCAGGUCACUGU
Molecule: messenger RNA, 1551 nt
Organism: Tachysurus vachellii
Lineage: Eukaryota; Metazoa; Chordata; Actinopteri; Siluriformes; Bagridae
Exons: 6
Coding region: 165-1211 (348 amino acids)
Molecular function (GO): DNA binding
Source: RefSeq, a predicted model, not a curated record